Molecule: messenger RNA, 3281 nt
Organism: Pseudo-nitzschia multistriata
Lineage: Eukaryota; Bacillariophyta; Bacillariophyceae; Bacillariales; Bacillariaceae
Source: the annotation of a GenBank genome assembly
UGCCAUAUGGUCGCAAAAAGUUCGUAACAAUUGUCUACGUGUACCCUACGUGUCGAGACUACGAAGUAAAACAUUAGUGGGAGUGCCAUGGUGAACUUCGUGGGGAAAAGUUGACGACGACAAAAUCGGCACAAACCAAAAGCAGCAAACUAGGGUUCACUUCGGUAAGCAGCGCACAACCAGUGUCGUCAUCCUCUUCCGAAGAAAUAAGAGUGAGUGAUUGUUAGUGAYCUUUUUUCAUCAUUGAUGCUACGAGUAUUCGACCGGUGUUGUAGAUCGUUUUUUCGACGACUUCAUGGGCAGCAGAUAGCUGUCCGAUUUCAUUUUCCAUUUCAUCGCAUCAUCAAGUGGAGUAUCACAAAUCGAUAACUCUCUGUUGAUGUUUGCAACGCAACUCCGAGGGGUUGAAAAUGGCGCUGUUGAUAAAGGAAAUUCGCGCGCACAUGGUCAUUGYAGCCAGUUUCAGUCACGGAUGGCAUKAACGCGACUAGAACCCGAACAAAAUCUAUCAACGGAUCAGUGAUACUUAGGGUCGGUCCGCCUCAUUUCUUUAAAAUCAUGCCACAYUUUUACAAGAGACUCCCYCUUAUUUUGAUUCACAACAGUUUCGAACAACAUGUGGGAUGUCUCAUUUUUGGCCUCAAUAAAUCACCGCAUUUUCUUUAAUUCCRAAGUCUCUUUAAUCUGUCGAAUAUCCGUGUCGACUCACCGAGAUAACCCUCUCUUUCACUCUGUUAACUCUCUCUUUCGCCCCGCUAUUCCUACCUCGACGAUCAACUCCACUCGAAACUAUUGACACACUUUUGUGUCUGGGUUUUGUCUGUUGCCAUUUGACGAUCAUGGUUCCYGCUAAUGACWCUGUGUGGACAAACAAAUUAAUGGCGGAUCAAUCGUUGAUUGUUCAUAACUUUGGCAUGUAUCCGUGCAGAACACAUCGCAAGAUUGGAUUAGGUCUCUUCAGCCUACGUCCCAACUAUCGUUUCAGUAGUAGACGUCGUCGUGAGGAAGAAUUUGAACCGAUAGAUAUUUUAUUGUCAAAGCAACAUUCCAGCGUGAUGGGUGACGAUCAGCAAUCGGUCAAAGAAGAGACCCAAGGCUCUGAUGCGCAAGGUGAUGUAGCAGUAAUCCAACCAUCUUUUGAUGAUGAUGGUUUUCGCAAGAAGCCAUCGGAAAUGAGCGACGACAAGUGCUCCUCUCCCAAUCAUCGUGGAGGUCACAAGCAAAAUCUUUCGGAACACUUCCAAGAUGCCACCAAUUUGUCGAACGGAAGUCCAGCAAAAACGGGGCAAAAACACAGCAGAGCAUAUUCAGGAGAUGCAUCGAAUCCAGCGCAGGCUCAUCGACGAAUCGAUUCGGUUGGAAAAUCAGCUGCGAUUAAACGCGCCAAACCUCAUCGUAGGAUCGAUAGUUCAGGRCUCGACGCCUUGACUGCUGCCGCGGACUUUUCGCGAGAAGAAUUACAAGCUUCGGCCACUGGUAGACAUUCUUGGAACAACCAUCCCAACUUUAUUCGUCGAUCCCCCAUUGAAACAACAUUCGAYCAUACAGUACAUGGACCUGCUCCUCCAUCUCACCAACAACCUCCACCACAACUUCCUGGAAGUGUUCGAUCACCUAUGGAAACAGCUACAACAUUCGACCAUACGGUACACGGGUCUGCACCUCCACCUCAUCAACAACCUCCUCCACAACUUCCUGGAGCUGCUCACCACCGGCACUAUUCCUUAAAUUCAUCCGGAGGAUUACCAGCCCGGACAGUUUACUAUACACAUCCAUCCUAUCCCCAGCCACCAUAUCACCCCGCUUACCAUUAUCCCCCUCAUCCAGUGAGCAACGGAUAUCCACGUCAUCAUGGGCCACCACAUGGUCCUCCKCCACCAGCCAGCUAUCCUGUGCAGUAUGCUCGCCCGCGUGGUCAAGAUCCUUACACAAAGCACCACACCCCUUUGCAGCAACCUACUCUCGAACGUCCUCAUAGUGAAAACCCAGCGCGCACGUCUCCAACUGUCGCUAGCAUCGAUCAUAAACAUUCAGCAGUCAAAGUGAACGAAACCAUGGGACCACCCGCCCCACAUCAGUGGCCACGAGGUGGUAGCACGCAGGGUGUACAAACGUACGUAACUGCGAUUGCAGUGGAUUCGAGGCAACCUGGACCACCAGCUCCCAGAUCGAGCCCAUCAGCAGGUCAUCACCGGAAGUUAUCUUCUUUUUCGAAUUUGGGUCCUUUAUUAUGGGGCCAAUCGUCUCAACCAGAAUCAAUUGGAAGUGGGAGAGCCCAUCAUCGCUCGACCUCUUCGUCCAUUUCUUUUCUUGAUAGUGCAGAUGCUGCAUUUUUAAGGAAUUUACAAGAAACAACCGGCACUCGCGCUGCAGUUUAUGAUGCCACYAGUUUACAGGAAAAGAGCGAAUCGUCUUCUGUAAAACAACCUUCUUCUGCCCCAGCCUCUGCCGCAAGCAAGCUCAUGGCUGGUGGAACGAGUAAACGCGUUCGACGGAAAUGUACUGUUGAAGGCUGCCAUAAUCGUGUAGUUCAGGGUGGCCUUUGCAUAUCUCAUGGUGCCAAGCGUAAACUAUGCAAGUAUCCAGGAUGCAAGAAACACGUCAAGAAAGCCGGACUAUGUAGUACACACGGACCAGCACGAAAACGUUGUGAGUUGGAAGGCUGUACAAAGGUUGCUGUACAAGGCGGCCGUUGCAUUGCGCAUGGAGCGAAAAAGAAGCUAUGUUCUGUCGACCGAUGCACAAAACAAGCUAUUCUUAGUGGGAUGUGUAAGAAGCAUCAUGAUCAAAAGCAAGCGGGCGAAAAUCCUACCUGUACGAUUAUCGAUCCGAAAAAAUCUCGUYCUUCAAAGGGGCCGAAAAAGCCGGGUCACACACGUGGUCUCUCGAUUUUCCAAGAAAUUAGCGUAGAUGCUGUAGGUGACUUGCUAACGGCAGAUGCUGCCACGAAGCAAAAUAGUGGGAAAGGCGCACCGACGGCUGACCGUACAAUAUCCUCUUCUGUGGAAAAAAAUGAAGCAAGUCAUCAUCACCGCAGUACCGCUUCACGUGAGUUCAGAUUAUAUAUUCCAGUCCUUGACCUUAUAUGCCUUUAGCUGUCAAARCGURAAGUAUUCAUUMCGACCACUAACAUUAUUCCUCUCUUUCACGAUUGCGCAGAGGUGUUGGUUGAUAUGGUCUAAUCGGGAAAAACGAAGAUGCGAUAGAGACUCUAUGAUUCUUGUCUAUUACUCCAWUUUAUUUUAUGUAUUCAAGGGAUGCUAUAAAUCUUGAACAAUCCA